AUCUGACAACAAUCUAAAAUCUUCUGUCGGUAAACUCCAAUCCCUUCUCUUAUCCAUUGCUCCCUUUGAUCACUUUGAUGAUGGUCUAAACUCUGCCAAUAUCAUAUCUUUCUGUCUUUUUACAGCUAAGUCUGUUCCAGAAACAUCACAUAUAUAGAACAACCAAACACAUUCAACCAGGUUCAAGGUACACGGAACCAGCACACCUCCAUAUUCUCUGAACUCACAUAAAAACCAUUGCUUUCCUGUCUGAAGGGGACAGUUCCCACUUCUCAGUUGAUUUUGCCCAUACCCUUUUGGUUUUAUCUCAAAUUUAUUCAUAUUAGUGGUGUCUUGGUUUGCUACUAUAUGAUGUAGGAGUUAGGGUAUGUAGGCUUAGAACAUAAGCAGAAACUGGAGCUGAGGUUGGGUUUGGAAAGUAUUUUGAUUGCUGGGUCAUUUGGAUAAUAAAUAUAAAACACGUGUCUGUGUUAAAUAAGUGGUUGCUUGAGAGUUGAGAGAGAGUAUAGCCAACUUCAAAAUUUUGAUACUAAGACUUUCUUCUUCUUCUUGUUGUUGUUGAGAGAAUGGUAAAGCCGUGUUGGAAACCAUCUGUAGAGGGUGAUGGUUUGUUGUGGUACAAGGAUUUGGGGCACCAUGUUCAUGGGGAGUUCUCAAUGGCUACAAUUCAAGCCAAUAGCUUGAUGGAGGAUCAAAGCCAACUCGAGUCUGGACCAUUGAGUUGGACAGACUCAGGUCCUCAGGGGACCUUCGUUGGGGUGUAUGAUGGACAUGGAGGAACUGAGGCUUCACGUUUUGUCAAUGACAAACUUUUUUGCAAUCUUAAAAGAUAUGCAACUGAACAUCAGGGCAUAUCGGAAAAUGUCAUCGAAAAGGCUUUCUCAGCAACUGAAGAAAGCUUUCUCUCCCUUGUUAAGAAGCAAUGGCUUAGUAAGCCACAGAUUGCUUCUGCUGGAUCAUGUUGCUUGGUGGGAAUAAUAUGCAAUGGACUUUUACAUAUUGCAAAUGUUGGAGAUUCUCGGGUGGUUUUAGGCCGAGCAGAAAGAGGCACUAGGGAAGUCACAGCUAUUCAACUAUCCACAGAGCACAAUGCAAAUAUGGAAUCAGUGAGGGAGGAACUUCGGUCAAUGCAUCCCCAUGAUUCACAGAUUGUGGUGUUGAAGCACAAAAUUUGGCGUGUGAAAGGCCUCAUACAGGUUUCAAGAUCCAUUGGUGAUGCAUAUUUGAAGAAGGCAGAGUUCAACACAGAGCCUCUCCUCCCUAGAUUUAGGCUGCCCGAACCUUUCCUCAAACCGGUCCUUAGUUCAGAGCCAUCGAUUUCAGUACACAAACUGCACCCUGAUGAUCAAUUUCUCAUAUUUGCUUCUGAUGGUCUAUGGGAGCAUCUCAGUAACCAGGAGGCUGUCAACAUUGUUGUUAAUUACCCACGUUAUGGAAUUGCCAGGAGGCUUGUCAAAGCUGCACUUCAAGAAGCAGCUAAGAAAAGAGAAAUGAGGUACUCAGACCUGAAAACAAUUGAUAGAGGCGUGCGGAGACAUUUUCAUGAUGAUAUCACGGUUAUUGUUGUGUUUAUAGAUCCUCAUUCAAUCCAUGGUAGUCCACUCCACAGCUCUCCCCUUUCAAUUAGUGGAGGUGGAGGGGUCCCUGCCACUGCCAACUCCUAG
Messenger RNA from Quercus lobata, 1664 nucleotides. RefSeq names its product Protein phosphatase 2C family protein. Gene Ontology annotation, biological process: protein dephosphorylation. The coding region runs from base 567 to 1664 and encodes 365 amino acids. Lineage: Eukaryota; Viridiplantae; Streptophyta; Magnoliopsida; Fagales; Fagaceae. The record is from RefSeq and is a predicted model, not a curated record. Gene Ontology annotation, molecular function: protein serine/threonine phosphatase activity; cation binding. The transcript is spliced from 4 exons.